Messenger RNA from Urocitellus parryii (Arctic ground squirrel), 962 nucleotides. It is a transcript of the gene Snapin, whose product is annotated as SNAP associated protein. NCBI's taxonomy places the organism in Eukaryota, Metazoa, Chordata, Mammalia, Rodentia, Sciuridae. Gene Ontology annotation, molecular function: SNARE binding. Gene Ontology annotation, cellular component: synaptic vesicle; BLOC-1 complex; BORC complex. The record is from RefSeq and is a predicted model, not a curated record. Gene Ontology annotation, biological process: lysosome localization; endosome to lysosome transport; intracellular protein transport.
GCCCUAGCGGCAGGUUCCCGGCGGCCCUAGCGGCAGGUUCCCGGCACCGGCCGGGUUCGGGAUGGCGGGUGCAGGUUCUGCUGCAGUGUCCGGGGCUGGGACCCCGGUGGCAGGGCCCACAGGCCGCGACCUCUUUGCCGAAGGCCUCCUCGAGUUCCUGCGACCGGCUGUGCAGCAGCUGGACUCCCACGUCCACGCCGUCAGGGAGAGCCAGGUGGAGCUCCGCGAGCAGAUCGACAACCUCGCCGCGGAACUGUGCCGCAUCAACGAGGACCAGAAGGUGGCCUUGGAUCUCGACCCCUACGUUAAGAAGCUGCUCAACGCCCGGCGACGGGUUGUUCUGGUCAACAACAUCCUACAGAAUGCCCAGGAGCGGCUGAGGCGGCUAAACCACAGCGUCGCCAAGGAAACAGCCCGCAGGAGGGCAAUGCUGGACUCAGGAGUUUAUCCCCCUGGUUCCCCAAGCAAGUAACAAGAUGGCAGGGGACUGAGCAGCACAAACAGUUGUUACCCCGCUGCCUUGUUUCAACACACGAGAAGAUUCAGGGAACAAUUUCUGCAGACUUUGGGACACCUAAAUGGCAGCCCUGGUUUAUUUAAAGCACUUAUUCACUACGUGGGAACCCAGGAAACCUGCAUGCAGUAGACAAGUUCCCAGAGGACUUUCGUUACAGCUCUUGCUCCCUUCCAAGAACGAAAUGAAGUUUUUUUCUUAACUACAUACUUAAUGACCAUCUUUUUCAGGCCUCGUCAACCRGACUGGAGCUUCGUUUGUUAUGUGUCUGGUUAUAGUGGACCCAGGCAACAUGUCCUCUACCUGUGACUUCUUUUUCCUUUUGUUACAGAGGAUUUACAAAGACAAGAUGAAUGACCUCUGUCCACCCUUUUUUGUUGAUUGCACUGGCUUGAAUACAACAGCAGUACUGCUAGAACCAUUUAAUUCAAUAAAUGCUUAAACAGUA